CCAGGGAGGUGGGAAGGCCUCCAACUUCCUAGGGUCCCCUAAAGGAGCUGACCCUGGCUCUCCAGCUGCUCUACCGGGGACCAUGCCGCUCAUGCGAGUCCCCCAGGGGCUCCUCCACAGGGCCUCCUCUCCUGCCCUCACAGCUCUGCUUGUCUCAUCCCCUGGAGGACAGCAGACCAUGGGUUGGGUCCUGCUGCCGCUGCUGCUGCUGCUGCCGCCACCAACCACAUCCCUGCACACUUGUCACUCAGCAGGAUCCAGAGAAGCCUACAGCUAUGGGGUCAACCAACCAAAGAACAUCUCUGCCCCCAAGGGUGGCUCCGUUAGUAUCACUUUCAGCUUCUGCUACCCCUGGGAGAUAGCCAAGAAUCCCAAUGUGAAAAUAUCCUGGAGACGGAAAGAAUUCCAUGGGCCAUUUUUCUACAACCAGACCCCAGCUUUCACCCAUGAGGACUUCAAGGACCGGCUGUCUCUGGACUGGAAGAAGGGUCAGAAUUUCGGCUCCCUCACUAUCCGGAACCUGCGGGAGGAGGACAGGUCCACCUACUUCUGCCGAGUCCAGCUGAAUACGAAGAACGAAGGCGUAAAGCAGUGGCAGUCCAUCGAGGGGACUGCACUCACCAUCACCCCCGCCGUCAAAACCUCCAAAACCACCACAACUGGCAUCGAGGUCACAGAGAGCAAGAUGAGCCCAGGGUAUCAGUCCCUGAGUCUGGGAGCUACAGUAGGGGUGGCACUGGCCACUGCUGUGUUUGUAACUGCAAUUUGGGGACUGAUGGUCCUCCUCAGAUGGAAAAGAAGUAAAGGUCAGCCUACCAAAGUCCAAAGCCCAGUCAGUGAACUCUUCCCAAACACUGAGAAGCAAUACGAGAAUGUCGGGUAUACAGGACACGACAUAGACUUGAAAGUGAACCCCGAGGUAAGCAGCUCGAAUGUGGCCCUGAAAGAGGAUGACAACAUUGUCUAUGCCUCCCUCUUCCUCCCCAACUCAACCUUGCCAGGAGCAGCUCCCAGCCAAACUCUUCACAGGGGCUCCCCAGAAGAGACCCUAUAUUCUGUCCUGAAGGUCUAAAGAGUGGGAUUGAAUGAUGAUCUUAGAAUCAACUAUGCUCUCAAUGGGAACGAUCACAGCUUCCAAGAAUAUCCCAGGCUGGACACAGACAACUCAGAAAUCAGGAAGUUUGAAGGACACAAGGAAACCGAAGCAGCCAUCUACUCCAGUUCCCUCUUUUAACUUCCUAGCCCUUCCCCACAAAACCAAAUGUACCCACAGAAUUUGCCUAAAUGCAUAUGGGGAGAAAACGAUGUCACUUUCAACUUCUGUCUCACAAAGAAAGAAUGCUAAAGGACAACUCGUGCCCAAGCCCCCUCUCUUCUAGAAUUUUUUUCUCAGUGACUAUCUCAGGUCAGGAAUCAUAAAUCCCCAAACCCUGGUAGCCACCACAAAACCCACGUCUGCUUCUUCUGAUCUAACCAUCAUCUCUCACCAUAAUCACUUGCAUGCAUUCUAAAUGCUUUCCAUCACCUCAUGGAAACACCACUCCUACCUUAGACCAUGUACCCAUUUGAGUCACGAAAACAGAUGGUUAAAGUGCUCUCCCAAGGCCACAGGGCUAGCUAGCAUCACUGAACCAGGAUUUGAACCCAGACCUGCCCUUCUGGAGGUUCUCCGAGGACUUAGGUCUUACUGUCUUCCCCAGGAUCCUAUAACAUGCAAGCCUCCCAUCAGAGGCACUAAUGUGCCACAGUGACAUGUGGAGGGAAAGAAGCCAAAAUGAAGCACUGCUUAGAGACAAACCAAACCAAUCACGUCAGUAACCUGCUUUAUUAACACAUAAACUGCACAACUGAAUUGAACCUUGUAGCCAAUUAACAACCCCAACAGUUAUCUGCUCAGGGACCCCGAGAGACUCCUCACUGCUAGAGAUCAGCAGGGUAAGAGCACAGGACUACUCCUCAAAAAAGGCCGCGGGGAACCCCUCUGCAUCCUCUCCGUGCCGCGGCUCCCCUUGCUCCUUGGACUCUCCUCCAAUAUCUUCCAUGAGUUGCUCCAGGUCACUGGAGGCUUCAUCUUCAGUGGGGAUACUUUCAGCUUCUUUAGUUGGAGGCUCCUGGGGUCUAAGCCCUUCUUUUCCCUCCAGGGGACAAGCCCCAUGAGGAGCUGGUUGGGUUGGGCCCUUUGGCAUCAUUCUAACUUCCUUUUCCUGAGACAAGGUGGUUGCUAAGGCCUUGUUUUGGGGAACCUGGAAUUUUUUCUUAGGGCCUAAAUGGGGACAAAGUUCAGAGUUCUAUUAGGCAGGACUAUGCUGGCUUUUUACAAAUAAAACUCUAAAUUCCUAUUUAAAAAAAAAAAAACUCACAGAAAAGAUCUCAGUAUAAAGAAUAUGGGCUUUUGGGUCAGAAAGACUU
Messenger RNA from Sciurus carolinensis (gray squirrel), 2409 nucleotides. Its product is annotated as paired immunoglobulin-like type 2 receptor alpha. NCBI's taxonomy places the organism in Eukaryota, Metazoa, Chordata, Mammalia, Rodentia, Sciuridae. The record is from RefSeq and is a predicted model, not a curated record. Gene Ontology annotation, molecular function: MHC class I protein binding. The coding region runs from base 83 to 1072 and encodes 329 amino acids. The transcript is spliced from 7 exons.